This is a messenger RNA of Plodia interpunctella (Indianmeal moth), 4042 nucleotides long. RefSeq names its product Equilibrative nucleoside transporter 3 (gene Ent3). The transcript has 10 exons. The coding region runs from base 949 to 2562 and encodes 537 amino acids. Gene Ontology annotation, cellular component: plasma membrane. Gene Ontology annotation, molecular function: nucleoside transmembrane transporter activity; monoamine transmembrane transporter activity. Gene Ontology annotation, biological process: nucleoside transmembrane transport. NCBI's taxonomy places the organism in Eukaryota, Metazoa, Arthropoda, Insecta, Lepidoptera, Pyralidae. The record is from RefSeq and is a predicted model, not a curated record.
UAUAAAAGAACAAGCGUUUUUUACUAAUCAACGUCCAGCCUAAACCAUAGAAGCUACAAACGCGAAAUUUGGGCAGUAGCUUUAGGUUAUUACGUAGUGCUCAGAUAAGAAAGGAAUUUUCAAAAUUCGACCACAAAAAGAGGUAAAAAUUGUGGGUAAAAUUUGUAUGAAAAAUAACGAAAAUCUUUACUGUUUACUUGAAACUUGGCACAAAUGCUAUGCAACAAAAAUAAUAAAACUCGUGUUUCAGGAUUUUUAAAAAUUUGAUCUUGAUGGUAGUUAAAUGAGGGUGAAAAGAAAUAUAACCCAUUCAAAAUUUCGUCAACUAAAGAUAUGAGUAGACAACUCAGCUGUAGACAACACCAUUGAUGGUUCGAAACCUGAAUUCAAUUAUUUUGAAUUAAACCUGAUCUAUAGGGUGAUUACUGUGAAACUUUUAUUAAGGUUUUACCCAAACGAAGCUGGGGCGGGCUGCUAGUAUCAAUAUAAAACAAGUCAUUCAUAGACAAUUAAACGUAAAUUGAUUAAUCAAUGUUAAGCGAUUCAAUAAAACUUAACCACAUUUAGGUAGUUAUAUAAUUUAUUGUAACUUAUAAAAGUAUAAUUAUUUCUUCGAAUAAGCGAAGAACGUCACUGAAAAUCAAUGCGAAACCACGCAUGCGCGACCUACUGGCACGUCUCGCUGUCAAGUCGGCCGGCCAAAAUUUGUUAUUAAAUCGAAAACAAAGACAUUCGGUACCUUAAAUAUCAACUCAAACUUUUAUUUUUAAUUAAGUUUUGUAACAGCUUAGUAAGUAGGCUAAAACAUAAAAUAACUUCACAAAACAAAGUAAUUGAUAUUGUUAAGUAAUCGUACUCUUAUGAUCAUCGAACUGAAAGCAUCAUGAGGCGGAGAUUAGACGAGUUUUUCUUUAAACGUAAUUGAAAUGUGGUAAAUACAUCAUCAUAAUGAACGAGACGUUGGGGCGAGGUUACGCCCGCAUCGAGGCGAUCCGUGCGGCGCGCGGGGAGCCGCUGCCUACAGUUCCUGAGCAUCCGCCGCCGCCGAUGCCGCCAGCUGACAAAUAUGACUAUGUCUACAUGACCCUUUUUAUUGCCGGUGCGGCGUUCCUCCUCCCGUAUAACAGUUUCGUGUGUGCCGUGGACUACUUCCAGGCACACUACCCCAACUCCACAAUAAUGUUCGACAUGUCGACGGUGUACAUUGCCUCAGCGUGCGUCGCUGUGGUCAUCAACAACAUGCUUCUCGACUUCUUCACUUACAACGCCAGGAUCACCUUCGGUAUCUUGUUAUCGCUCGGGACGAUGCUAUUCGUGACGGUGUGCAACAUCGGCUGGGACCAGUUCUCGAACAAGGUGUCAUAUAGCGUGAACUUAGUGGCGAUCGCUGUGGUCGCUUUUGGGUGCACUGUACAACAAGCCUCGUACUACGGCUUCGCUGGCUGCCUGCCGCCGCGGUACACGCAAGCUGUUAUGGCUGGGGAAAGCGCCGCCGGUUUCUGGGUAUCCCUAGACCGCAUCAUCACGAAGUACGAGUUCCCGCAGCCACAACGCAGCACGUUCAUGUUCUUCAUCGUCUGCAUCGUGAUCCUGCUGCUGCACUCCGUUCUUCACCACGUGAUGAUGAAGCACCCGUUAGUGCUACAUUACUUGAGACUGACUAUUGAGUCGCGGCAUAGGCGACGGAUUCAGCUCCAUUUGAAUCCUAAUGACGAUGUGACAUUGAUGGAGAGUGAAACAGGUGAGGGCAAUUUCGGCGUGUUGAAAUUGCAAAGCCCAGCUUUAUCCACUAGCCAAGCGGAGACUGAAUCAACUGCAUUCAGUUUCGCGAACCCAGUGUACUCGCCUGAGGCCGCGGCUCCGCUCGCGUCCCCGCCCAGCGCCUCGGAGUCCCCCGCGGCCUCGGCGGCGCUGCGGACUCCCAGACCUUCCUAUAAGGUGGAGGAUGUGGUAUUCGAGUCUCCAGAGAGACCCACGUCUUGGCGGGCGUUUAAGCGCGGAGUGGUGGCGCGCUGGGCGGUGGCGCGCGCCAUCUACCCGUACAUGGUGAGCAUAGGACUGGUGUACUUCACCACGCUGAGCCUGUACCCCGGCAUCGCAGCCGAGGUGCCCUCAUGUCGUCUGCGCGACUGGAUGCCCAUCGUGCUCAUGUGCGCCUUCAACUUGUUCGACUUGUUCGGGAAGAUAGCAGCGGCGUGGCCGUACGAGUGGAGCCGCAGCCAGCUGCUGAUGGCGAGCGGCGUGCGGCUGCUGCUGGUGCCGCUCAUGUUGCUGUGCUGCGCGCCUCGCCACCAGCCGCACAUCGUGCCCGACAUGUAUCCUAUCAUGUUCGUCAUUGUGAUGGGAUUCACAAAUGGAUUGUUUGGUUCAGUUCCUAUGAUUAUGGCGCCAUCGCGCGUUGGGAGAGAAAAUCGAGAAAUAGCAGGAAACAUGAUGACGCUGUCGUACAACGGCGGACUGCUGUCGGGGUCGCUGGUGUCGUACCUGCUGCUGAGCAUGCUGGGCCCGCGCGCGGCCGUGCUGUGUCCCGCCGGUCUCUCCCGCGCUCCGCACACCUUGUAGAUUGUUGCUGGUAGGGCAGCUGUCUGAUCGCUGCUCCGGUUCCUCCGUCUCCCUCCUUCCAAAAAAAUACACGAAUCGAGGGAUAUGUAUUAUAUAUACUUGGUGCAUGUAUACAGGCCAUAAGCCAAAUCCGAUACCUACCGGGGCUGGUGACCAUUAGUCUUUUAUAGCUCCCCCAUUUCAUGAUAGUGUUCUUGUUCUGUUGAAUCUAUACAUAAUUUUGUCCUAUCAUAUUUAUCUAUCCUGUCCUAUCGUGUUUGGUGUUUGCCUGUUCCUUUAUGCCACUUAAUUUUUAUUUGUAAGUAUAAAGAAUAGCUUAACAUAUUUUAACUUUAAAAGAACUUAUUUAUUUAACAUUAUCCUAACGUAAAAUCGUAUAUAAUUAAUUCAGCUAUAAUAGACGUACUAAACGUACCUAAUUUAUGAUAUCAAUAUUUAGGCAAGUAAAAAAUUUACAAUUAGGAUUUGCAUGAUAUCUGAGCUUACAGGGAGCAACAAAUAAUUCCAUACGUACUCCAAUGUUGUCUCGUAUUUUUUAUGAAAAUACUAAUUUUGUUCCUACUAAAGUAUUUUGGGUUCGACGGUUUUACUAAUAAAAUUAAUAAUAUGUUAUGUCGUUUGUAAGAAAACGUCGAAAACGCCUUUGGACAACUCGAACCAGUGGAAAUUAAAAAGACAGUUGAAUCGUGAUAGGGAGACUGAAAGUUAGAAAAUACGAUGAAUGUGAUGUUAUAUUAUGUGGUACACGUAUUUGAUAGUUGUCCAUCUAUAAAACAAGAAUGUUGCUACUGACUGCUAAAUUACUCGAAAAACAUAUUUAUUUAUUUAUUGAGUUUAUACUCAGCGGAACUCGUUGAACGCUCACCUCACAAAAUUCAUUAUUUGCGCGGCCGUGUUUGCAAGGUAGCAAAAUUCUUGAAGGCAAAAGUUCUUCACUAAUUAGGUAUCACAUAUGUUAAGAGACUGCCAGUGGCCCAUUGGGGAAUAAUUUAUUUAAUCGCUGACAAAUUGUGGUAGAUACGUUUUGUAAUAUUUUGUACAUAAUUCAAUGUAAAUAUUCAUUCCUUAAACAUAUCGAUUUUUAUUAAUCAGUGGAAAAAUUACAAUGUUACAAAUAUAUGUAAGGCUUUGAACUGCGGUAACUUGAAUACCUAUUUUAACUUGAAUUUUAGAUCCAAAACAAAUAACUAAUUAACAUAUAACUUAUAUAAACAACAUUUCAUGACUUCAACUUGUUUUUCAAUACAAAAAUGUAACUUUCCUAAAAUUUAUUUCAACCUUUGUCGCGUCAACGUAUAUUUACUACAUUUAUACAUUUUAAUAUAUGUGUAGUUCAUCAUAUUAUAAUAUAUAAAGUAUGUUACAUUUACGCCUAGCAUUCUCCGCAUAGUUUUACAAUUUAGCACAAUGUGUCUGUAUCAAAUCUGUACAUUUACAGUACUUACUUAAAAUGAAUAUAGAAUAAAAAUAUUGAAUUGAA